This is a messenger RNA of Scutellospora calospora, 443 nucleotides long. NCBI's taxonomy places the organism in Eukaryota, Fungi, Glomeromycota, Glomeromycetes, Diversisporales, Gigasporaceae. The record is from the annotation of a GenBank genome assembly.
GAAAGAAGGUGAUUCCAAUGUCCUAAGGCAACCUAAUGUUACUCCAAAGGUUUUUGAAAUCAUUCUAAAUGGAACUAUUACAUUGAAUGAUAGGGAUAUAAUGGAAGUAUUAGAAAUAUUAGCUGCUGCUGAUGAAUUAUUACUCACAGAUCUAUUGGAUUUCAUUCAAGAUCAUUUAAUAGAAACAAAAUCGGAAUGGUUACAAUCUUAUAUCUUAAAAGUCUACCAGGCAACAUUAUCACAUGAUUCUUUUUGGCAAUUUAGAGCAAUUUUACCUCCUGAAUUAGAAGAUGAUAUUGUUAGAUGUCAUUUGAAACCUGGUAGUAAACCUACUUUCGGUACAAAUUCUCCAAGGGGUAAUUCGGUUUUAAUAGCUCAUCAACAAAUGUCAAAAAUUGCUGAUUGGAUUGAUAAGAAUGAUACUACUUCUACUUAUAUCGGUG